Rubroshorea leprosula is the source of this 1543-nucleotide messenger RNA. Lineage: Eukaryota; Viridiplantae; Streptophyta; Magnoliopsida; Malvales; Dipterocarpaceae. The record is from the annotation of a GenBank genome assembly.
ACAGACCCUCACUUUCGGAAGAACUUCGCAGCCGAAAGAUCUGAAAUUUGGGCGUCUCCUCUUCCCGUUAAGCCAUGGCUCUGGUCUUGCAUGCAGGGAAGAUAAACAAAAAUGCCUUUAAGGCACUGAUUGCUGCAGAGUACAGUGGCGUGGAUGUCAAACUAAUUGAGAACUUUGAGAUGGGUGUUUCAAACAAAACUCCUGAAUUUCUAAAGAUGAACCCUAUUGGAAAGGUUCCUGUGUUAGAAACACCGGAAGGUCCCAUAUUUGAGAGCAAUGCCAUUGCCCGUUAUGUUACCCAGUUGAAGGCUGACAAUCCUCUAUAUGGUUCUACUCUGAUGGAUUAUGCCCGUAUCGAGCAGUGGAUUGAUUUUGCAUCAAUGGAAAUUGAUUCUAACAUUGGGAAGUGGUUGUAUCCAAGAUGGGGACUUGGUGUUUACCUUCCACCUGCUGAGGAAGCUGCAAUUGCUGCAUUGAAAAGAGCACUGGAUGCACUUAACACUCACCUUGUUUCCAACACCUAUCUGGUUGGGCACUCAGUGACUCUUGCUGACAUCAUCCUAACAUGCAACCUCAGUAUUGGAUUCAGUCUAGCGAUGACUAAGAGCUUCACCUCAGAGUUUCCUCAUGUGGAGCGGUACUUUUGGACCAUGGUUAAUCAGCCUAACUUCAAAAAGGUGCUGGGUGAGAUUAAGCAGGCUGAGUCUGUGCCUCCUGUUUCAUCCGCAAAGAAGCCUUCCCAGCCAAAAGAAUCUGCUAAGCCCAAGCCAAAGGAAGAACCAAAGAAAGAGGCCAAGAAAGAAGCCCCAAAGCCUGCUGAGGAGGAGGAAGAGGCACCAAAGCCCAAAGCUAAAAACCCUCUUGAUUUGCUGCCUCCAAGUAAGAUGGUUCUGGAUGACUGGAAGAGGCUCUAUUCUAAUACCAAGACCAACUUCCGUGAGGUUGCAAUUAAAGGAUUCUGGGACAUGUAUGAUCCUGAGGGAUACUCUCUCUGGUUCUGUGAUUACAAGUACAAUGAUGAGAACACAGUCUCCUUUGUUACUCUGAACAAGGUUAGUGGAUUCCUUCAGAGGAUGGACUUGGCACGCAAGUAUGCUUUUGGUAAGAUGCUCGUUAUUGGAUCAGAACCCCCCUUCAAGGUGAAGGGAUUGUGGCUUUUCCGUGGGCGAGAAAUUCCCCAGUUUGUACUCGAUGAGUGCUAUGACAUGGAGCUGUAUGAUUGGAAGAAGGUUGACAUUUCAGAUGAAGCCCAAAAGGAGUGUGUCAAUCAGAUGAUUGAAGAUUAUGAGCCUUUUGAGGGAGAGGCUCUUUUGGAUGCCAAGUGCUUCAAGUGAAAAAUGACAAAUUGUAGCUUUCAAGUGCUUUUUCUUUUGUCUGUCAUCAGUGUUUUCGGUAGGGGAAAAUGUGUUUCUUGUUUCAAAUAUACUUUUUUUUCAUUUUUUGGCCAAUUGUUUCAAAUAGACUUCAUAGACAGAAUAUCUUACAAUUUUGUUCUUUCUCAUUCUUGAGUUUCAUUUAGUUAUUAUAAACCUAACUUCAUUUA